UUUCUGACGUCACGAAACAGCCCGGAGUAGGUAAACAGGACGGCGCUAGCAAAAAGCAAUCUUGACGUGUUUUGGAGAUUUUAGAUGAUGUAUUCAAGUUCAAAUCAACAAAAAAGACCUCUAGAUUUCGGAGGAAAUCAGCAAGGAUGGGGUAGUGGUAGUAACAGUCACAGUGGCUCAGGAGAUGGUGGGUUCGACAGGAAGAAGAAACGUAGAAGUAGAUGGGGAGCUGAAGAUGUACAAGACAAAACAGUAAUUCCAGGCAUGCCAACUAUACUUCCAUGCAACCUCUCAAAGGAACAAGAGAGACAAUACUUGUUGCACCUGCAGAUAGAGGAGAUAAGUCGCCGGUUACGGACGGGUGAUCUAGGCAUUCCACCUAAUCAAGAAGACAGGUCUCCCUCUCCAGAACCUAUCUACAAUAAUGAAGGAAAACGUCUUAACACGAGGGAAUACAGAACACGGAAGAAGUUGGAAGAAGAUCGCCACAGAUUGGUACAGGAAGCCAUGGCACUAAACACAGAUUACAAGCCACCAGCUGAUUACAAACCUCCAGUGAUACGUGUCAAUGACAAGGUUAUGAUACCACAAGAAGAACAUCCUGAUAUCAACUUUGUGGGCCUGCUUAUUGGACCACGUGGAAACACUCUCAAAACAUUGGAGAAAGAGACUGGGGCUAAGAUUAUUAUAAGAGGAAAGGGUUCAGUGAAAGAUGGUAAAAUUGGACGGAAAGAUGGACAGCCAUUACCAGGUGAAGAUGAACCACUACAUGCCUAUGUUACAGCAAAUAAUCCAGAAAAUGUGAAGAAAGCAGUGGAAAAGAUAAAGGGUAUUAUAAAAGAGAGUGUAGAAGUUCCAGAGGGACAAAACGAUCUUCGUAAACAACAGCUAAGAGAACUGGCAUUACUGAAUGGUACCCUUAGAGAAAAUGAUGGACUCGCGAAACUAAAACAGUUGCAACAAGCCCAGACUAUUGUUACAAACACAAUCAUCUGUUCAAAUUGUGGAGGAGCUGGUCAUUUAAGCAAGGAUUGUAAACAGUCAAGACCUGGUGACACUUUCCGCAAUAUGAUGCAAGAAAAUACUACAGACAAAGCAAAAAUGGACAGUGAGUACAUGUCGUUGAUGGCUGAGCUAGGUGAGGGUCCACCACCAAAGAGCAACAACUCUAUGCUACCAACAAACAGAUUCCAGCAACAACAACACCAACCACACCCAGUCCAGUCGAGGUUUAAUCAGCCACCACCUAAUCCUAUGGGUGGGUUCAACAAUUUCCCCAACAAUCCAAAUCGACACCCACCACCGUCACUGAUGGCAAUGAACAAUUCUCGUCCACCAAUGUCUCAGCCUAAUCCACCACAGAUGUUUCAACAUCAACAGCACAUGCAACAGCCUGGUAUGCAGGGAAUGCAGCCACCAAACCAGAUGCAGCCCCCACAACAGAUGCAGCCCAUGCAGCAGGGUGGUAUGCCACAGUUUCAACCCCAGGGUUCAGCCCCACAACCAGUAGCUCCGCCUAAUAGCCAGUUCCAACCUAACAUGCAGAUGUCUGCACCAGCACCUGUGGCCCCAGUGCCACCACCUAACUCCAUGAACAUGGCAGCACCAGUGCCUCCACCAGCAUGGAGCACAUCCAGCGGAUCUCAUAUCAGUUCCAAUCCCACUCAAUCUUUAUCAAUGGGUGUACCUCCACCACCUACAACAAUGAUGGCUGCAGCACCCCCGCCCCCUCCUCCUAAUAACAGUCAGCCUGCAACAACUUUAGCUAGCAUGUCAUGGAUCCAGCAAGGCACAGUGCCUCCUCCACCUCCAUCCUCACAGUCAACAUGGCAGACAGCACCACCGCCACCACCAGCUAGUAUGUCGAUUCCAUGGCAACAAGUCCCGCCUCCAGCUAUGCAGUCAAUACCUAAUCCUGUAGCCCCUCCCCCACCACCACCCUCUUCAGGUCAGAGCUUUCGUAUGCCUCCUCCACCCCCAGGACCAGGAGGAUAUGAUCCCAGCCAGAUGUCUGGUGUGAAUCCGCUACUGGUAGCUCCGCCACCACCACCUCCAAACUGACAGCGACUGUGAAAAGUAAAGACAGGACUGUAUAUAUUGUAAUAUAGUGUACAGAAAAGUGUCUAGUGUGAGUGAGGACUAGUUGUGAGGUGAAAACAUUCAAAACGAAUGUCAGACAAUUGAAUAACUUUAAGAAAGAUACCAGUGUUGUUGUUUUUAAUUACCGGUAUGUAAAAAAGCUUGUAAUAAGCUUUAAGAUGUUACCAAUUGUUGAAAAUAUUUAAGAAAACAGCAUUGUAGAAAAGUAGUAAAAUUAAUGUGAUAUUUUAAAUGCAAGUUGUUGAACAGUAUCAUGGUUUACAACUUGUUAGGUUUUAGAUAUUUACAUAUUUGAGAUGAUAAAGGAAAUUUGUGCAUAGUUUUUUAAUAAAUCGGAGUACUGCAGUCAACAAAAUAAUGUGAACAGAUUUUUUUUCUGCUUUAAAAUGAUGUCUAGCUGUUGGUUUAUUUUAAAUCGGUCAUUUUUCUCUCAUUCGUUAUUUGCACAUAUUUUGUUUUUGAUUACUGUAUUUUUAAAAUUAUUAUGUAAAUAGUGAAUGAUUUGUGUGAUUGAUUCAUUAAAUGCUAUACUGUAGCACUGAUGAUCAGUAAAAAUUUGUACAAAG
Molecule: messenger RNA, 2666 nt
Organism: Mercenaria mercenaria
Lineage: Eukaryota; Metazoa; Mollusca; Bivalvia; Venerida; Veneridae
Product: splicing factor 1-like
Exons: 13
Coding region: 85-2061 (658 amino acids)
Biological process (GO): regulation of mRNA splicing, via spliceosome
Cellular component (GO): nucleus
Molecular function (GO): zinc ion binding; mRNA binding
Source: RefSeq, a predicted model, not a curated record